Molecule: messenger RNA, 1551 nt
Organism: Striga asiatica
Lineage: Eukaryota; Viridiplantae; Streptophyta; Magnoliopsida; Lamiales; Orobanchaceae
Source: the annotation of a GenBank genome assembly
GAUUAGACCACCACUAAACCUUUAUUAAUUUCCACUAACUAAUUAUUAGUUUUUGUCAAAAAGAGAGUCCAAAAUGAAUUCCACAUUUCCACUUCAAGAAAAAAGGGUUGAUUAUGGCUGCCAAACCAACCACACGCAUAGAGUGUGUUGUUGUUCUACCUAACACGUCUCAACGACCACUAAUCCCUGCGAAAGAAAGAACCUUUCAGCUCACCCACAAAAUUUGGUAGAUUGUUUCGUCUUUUUGCGUUUUAAUUUCCCCAAAAUUGUUCUUCAAUCGCCUCCCCUUUCUUUUUCCUCAUUUGGGUUUUUUCCGGGUUGAAUAAUGGAGGCCCAGCUUUUGCGAGCCGCCUCUUCGUCAUUUCUCGCCCCCCGCAGUCCCGGAAUCUCGAGGCCCAGUUGGAUUUCCGACCGUCAAACGGGGCAUAAGAAGUUCAGCCGCCGUCUCAAGGUUUUCCAGAAGAUUUCUGGCGAUGGGGUCCCGGCGGCUCGUGCCUCCACGGCCACUAUUGGAGUCGUGUCGAAAAAUCGGGUAGACGAGACCCAGAGCUACACACUUGACGGCAUACGAAACUCCUUAAUAAGGCAAGAAGAUAGCAUAAUAUUCAGUCUAGUUGAAAGGGCUCAAUUUUGCUAUAAUGAGGAGACAUAUGAUCCCAAUGCCUUUGCCAUGGAUGGUUUUCACGGCUCAUUAGUCGAGUACAUGGUCAAAGAAACCGAGAAGCUACAUAGCAAGGUUGGAAGAUACAACAGCCCGGACGAACAUCCUUUCUUCCCGAAUGAUGUGCACGAGCCUAUGCUUCCACCAUUGCAAUAUCCACGGGUUCUGCAUCCCUCGUCAGACUCGAUAAAUAUAAACUGCCAAGUGUGGGAUAUGUACUUCAAGAAUCUGCUCCCCCGUUUAGUGAAACAAGGGCACGACGGUAAUUAUGGAUCAACUGCAAGUUGCGACACGAUUUGCCUGCAGGUUCUGUCAAAAAGAAUUCACUAUGGUAAAUUUGUAGCCGAAGCGAAAUUCAGAGGCUCGCCAGAGGUCUAUAAACCUGCUAUCGAAGCACAAGAUAGGGCUCAACUAAUGGAUCUGCUGACAUAUCCAGAAGUUGAAGAGGCGAUAAAAAAACGGGUGGAGAUGAAAACUCGAACAUAUGGGCAAGAAGUAACUGUGGUUGGAUGUGGAGAAAACCUGAGUCCAGUUUACAAGAUAAACCCGAGCCUUGUUGCCAAUCUGUACGGUGACUGGAUUAUGCCGCUCACGAAGCAAGUUCAAGUCGAGUACUUAUUGAGAAGGCUUGAUUGAUUAAAGAUUUAAAGAGAUUUGCCUGCAUCUGUUUAUUAUUAUUAUUAUUAUUGCUAAAGAUUGCUUGUUAAGUGUUCUUGAAUCACUGUUAUCACAGUUAAUUCUCCUGUCUAUACAUAUGUAAGGUAUACUUGAAAUGUGUUUUAUUAUGAUAAUGAGUGAAUAUAUCUUGUUUUGGGAUUGAAGGACUUUGAAUGUCUUAUAUGGAUGGAGGCUAUGUAGUAAACUGUUUUGUAGUUCAAGUUUUUUACUGG